ACUUAGCGAGCGUGGUGUUUGCUUUGGUGCCUCUACAAUCUGAGCCUAGUGGGAGACAUCGAGAGCUCCGCGACAUGGCAUUCAACAGGAGGGGCUGUCCCCUGAGCUCCUGAUUUAUGGAGCGCCCGUCUGCCGGUGACAGAAAAUACUAACAGUGAACACGACAGCGAGAGCACCGGGAACUGCAACAGGCAGACCCCUCCAACUGCACGCCGGCUCGCUGGCUCACUCUCGGUCUCCCGUCAACUCUCACGCUCUUGCCAGUGCCGGCAGCUGCCGUAGGAUGCCCCAAGUUUGGUGAUUCCGAGAGAGCGCGCGCCGUAAGCCAAAACAUCUCAAAAAUGAGAAAGACGAGAUGGGGUGACAGGGAGCAGCUUGAAAGAGGAUGUUCCAUCCGGGAGGAAGCUCUGGGGCCAGGCAGGAGCACCGCCCGCGGCCGCUUCUCCGAGUCCUGGAAAAGGCUGAGCUCCAGGCAGAGUUCCACCAAGAGAGCUGGGCUGGCCGCUCAGCAGCUGCCGGCACAGAAGUCCUGGAUAGAAAGAGCCUUCAGCAAGCGAGAAUGCGUGCACGUAAUUGUAAGCACAAAAGACCACCACAGGUGCUGCUGCGGACGUCUGAUUGGUCAGCACGUUGGUUUGCCCCCGAGCAUCUCCUGCAGUCACAAUGACAAGAACGAAAGGAAAAAUGACAGCCUGCUGGAGAAGUGGUCUGUCAGCAAGCACACGCAGAUCAGCCCCACGGAUGCCUUUGGCACCAUUGAGUUUCAGGGAGGGGGGCACUCUAACAAAGCAAUGUACGUCAGGGUGUCAUAUGACACCAAGCCUGACCUUCUCUUGCACCUGAUGACUAAGGAGUGGCAGCUGGACCUUCCCAAGCUCCUCAUCUCGGUCCAUGGCGGACUGCAGAACUUUGAGCUGCAGCCCAAACUCAAGCAGGUCUUUGGUAAAGGGCUCAUUAAGGCAGCAAUGACAACAGGGGCGUGGAUCUUCACUGGGGGAGUGAACACAGGCGUCAUCCGUCACGUGGGCGAUGCACUUAAGGACCAUGCCUCAAAAUCCAGGGGCAAGAUCUGCACUAUUGGAAUCGCGCCCUGGGGGAUUGUGGAGAAUCAGGAUGACCUCAUCGGCAAAGACGUGGUCAGGCCGUACCAGACCAUGUCAAAUCCUCUUAGCAAGCUGACGGUGCUUAACAGCCUGCACUCUCACUUCAUCCUGGCUGACAACGGCACCACUGGAAAGUAUGGAGCUGAAGUCAAACUCCGGAGGCAGCUAGAGAAGCACAUCUCACUUCAGAAGAUUAAUACCCGGAUCGGACAGGGGGUCCCUGUGGUGGCACUCAUCGUGGAGGGGGGGCCCAACGUGAUCUCCAUCGUGUUGGAGUACCUGCGAGACACCCCUCCUGUGCCUGUUGUGGUCUGCGAUGGCAGUGGCCGGGCGUCGGACAUCCUGGCCUUUGGGCACAAGUACUCUGAAGAAGGAGGGAUCAUUAACGAGUCUUUAAGGGACCAGCUGCUCGUCACCAUCCAGAAGACCUUCAACUACAGCCGGACGCAGGCGCAGCACCUCUUCAUCAUCCUCAUGGAGUGCAUGAAGAAGAAGGAGCUGAUAACCGUUUUUCGAAUGGGGUCAGAGGGACAUCAAGACAUCGAUCUGGCCAUCCUGACAGCCCUUUUGAAAGGGGCCAACGCAUCAGCCCCUGAUCAGUUAAGCUUGGCUUUGGCCUGGAACAGGGUGGAUAUUGCCAGGAGCCAGAUCUUCAUUUAUGGACAGCAGUGGCCGGUGGGUUCUCUGGAGCAGUCCAUGCUGGACGCCUUAGUGCUGGACAGGGUGGACUUUGUGAAGCUGCUGAUUGAGAAUGGGGUCAGCAUGCACCGCUUCCUCACUCUUUCCAGGCUAGAGGAGCUCUACAACACGAGACACGGACCAUCAAACACACUGUACCAUCUGGUCAGAGAUGUCAAAAAGGGCAACCUGCCACCAGACUAUCGCAUCAGUUUGAUUGACAUCGGCCUGGUGAUUGAGUACUUGAUGGGGGGAGCCUACCGCUGCAAUUACACCAGGAAAAGGUUUCGAACCCUUUAUCACAAUCUCUUCGGCCCCAAGAGACCAAAAGCACUGAAGCUCUUAGGAAUGGAGGAUGACAUGCCAAUCAGGAGAGGACGACAGAAGACAACGAGGAAGAGAGAGGAGGAAGUGGAUAUUGAUCUGGAUGACCCAGAGAUUAAUCACUUUCCCUUCCCAUUCCAUGAGCUGAUGGUGUGGGCAGUUCUGCUAAAGCGCCAGAAGAUGGCGCUCUUUUUCUGGCAGCACGGGGAGGAGGCCAUGGCCAAAGCCCUUGUUGCCUGUAAACUCUGCAAGGCCAUGGCGCACGAGGCGUCCGAGAACGACAUGGUGGACGACAUUUCGCAGGAGCUCAACCGCAACUCCAGGGAGUUCGGUCAGCUGGCUGUGGAGCUUCUUGACCAGUCCUACAAACAAGAUGAGCAGAUGGCUAUGAAGCUGCUCACCUAUGAACUGAAGAACUGGAGCAAUGCCACCUGUCUACAGCUGGCUGUUGCAGCCAAGCACCGAGACUUCAUCGCACACACCUGCAGCCAGAUGCUCCUGACAGAUAUGUGGAUGGGCCGACUGCGUAUGCGCAAGAACUCUGGACUAAAGGUGAUCCUGGGGCUUCUUCUGCCCCCUUCCAUCCUGAGUCUGGAGUUUAAGAACAAGGACGAGAUGUCCUACAUGCCUCAGGAUCAGGAGUCCAACUUGCAGGAGAAGGACGUGGAGGAGCCGGAGAAACAAAUCAAGGAGAAAGAGGAGGAGGACAUGGAGUUCACAGUAAGGUCCUACUGUGGCACACAGUACAACUCCGUGGCCAUGUUAGGAAAAGUAACUGCGGAAACCUCACGGAAGAAAGACGUGGAGGAAGUUCAGAGCAGACACAGGCUGAUCCCGUUUGGCCGAAAGAUCUAUGAAUUUUAUAAUGCUCCAAUCGUCAAGUUCUGGUUCCACACAAUGGCCUAUGUUGGGUAUUUGAUGUUAUUCAACUACAUUGUGCUGGUCAAGAUGGACCUGUGGCCAUCCCCCCAGGAGUGGAUCGUUAUUGCGUACAUUUUCACCAAUGGCAUCGAGAAGAUGAGAGAGAUUCUAAUGUCAGAGCCAGGGAAGCUUCUACAGAAGGUGAAAGUCUGGCUGCAGGAAUAUUGGAACAUCACAGACCUCAUGGCCAUCCUGAUCUUCUCUGUGGGCAUGGUUCUCCGCCUCCAAGACCCGCCUUUUAUGAGUUAUGGCCGGGUGAUCUACUGUGUCAACAUCAUAUACUGGUACAUCCGCUUGCUGGAUAUCUUUGGGGUCAACAAGUACCUGGGUCCCUAUGUCAUGAUGAUAGGCAAGAUGAUGAUCGACAUGAUGUACUUUGUCAUCAUCAUGCUGGUGGUGCUGAUGAGUUUCGGAGUGGCUCGGCAGGCCAUCCUCAACCCCAAUGAAGACCCAUCCUGGAUGCUGGCACGCAACAUCUUUUUUAUGCCCUACUGGAUGAUUUAUGGAGAGGUGUUCGCAGAUCAGAUUGACCAUAUGAAUAGUAGGAAGCCACAGCACAGGCUGAAUGAAAAAUUCUGGCUGCUUGAAAAUAACGUUCGAGCUCACGGAACGUGGCGUAACAAUGCGCCGUGCGGACAGAAUGUCACAAAUGAAGAUGGAGCCAUUGUGACUCUUCCACCCUGCAAGACGGGAGCCUGGAUUGUGCCAGCAAUUAUGGCCUGCUACCUUUUGGUUGCCAACAUCCUUUUGGUCAACCUUCUGAUAGCUGUCUUCAAUAACACCUUUUUUGAGGUGAAGUCCAUCUCUAACCAGGUCUGGAAGUUCCAGCGAUACCAGCUGAUCAUGACCUUCCACGAGAGGCCGGUUCUCCCCCCACCGCUCAUAAUCUUCAGUCACAUGACCAUGGUCCUAAAGCACCUGUGCUGUCGCUGGCGGAAGCAUGAUGACGACGAGCAUGACUAUGGGCUGAAGCUUUUCAUCACCGAAGACGAGCUGAAGAAGCUGCAUGACUUUGAGGAGCAGUGUAUAGAAGAGUAUUUCAGAGAAAAGGAGGACUGCUUCAAUUCUUCCAAUGACGAGAGAAUCCGAGUCACAUCUGAGAGGGUGGAGAACAUGUCUAUGCGCCUGGAGGAGGUGAACGAACGUGAACAUUUCAUGAAGGCUUCUCUCCAGACUGUGGACAUCCGGCUGGCUCAGAUGGAAGAAAUGAUUGGCCGAUUGGCUCUGGCGCUGGAGCGAGUUGCCGGGGUGGAGCGCAGCGAAGUCAACAAGGCUCGGUCGCGCACGUCUUCCGACUGCACCGAUACGGCUUAUAUCCUGAGACAGAGCAGCUUCAACAGUCAAGAGGGCAACGCCUACCGGAUACAAGAAGCCCUGGAGCAGGCUGGUGAGGAGUCUAUCUCUCCCACCUCACCGACCAUCUUGGCUCCACGUGCCAGGAGCCAUUCUUUCUAUGUUGGAGGUUCGCGGGACAGAGGCGGGGCUGACAGAAUCGAAGGCUUCUUCAAAGAGCACUCUCUGAGCUUGCACCGUGCCAACAGCUCGCAGUCCAUGGCAUCUGCCUCCCAGAAAGAGCACAAGCCCAUCCCCUUGAACACGCUGGCAGUCUCGCAGCAGCAUCGUCCAUCCUCAUGCAUCGACAUCUACGUGUCAGCGUCGGAUGAGGCACAUGCCCCAAUGGCCGACGCGGACCCUCUGAGGUUGCUGUCCCUUCCGGGGGAGUCUUCCCUACCCUCGGAAAUCAUGGAGGCCGUUCAGGCUGGGGAAUCCUACAGCAGUUCAGCCCUGGGGGCUAUUUCUGGGGGAGACAGACUCUCGGAGGGCACAGCUGUGUUUGAGGACAGUGCAGCUGUUGACCUUUCGCUGUGCUCCAGCCACCUGCUGCCCGAAAGCCUGACGCCAUGGGACCUCGACCCCCCAGCAACCCUGGAGCGUUCCAAGAGUAGCCGCUACCUGUCCACUGCAGGGCCGCUUUUCCUGGAAGACCCGCCCUUGGUUAAGUCACACAGCCUAAUGUUCACGCCGCGUGGCUAUUACGGCAGCCUUGGCGUGCAGGUGAAGGCCGCCGAGUACACCAGCAUCACUGACUGCAUCGACACCCGCUGCGUCUCCACUGCACACGCCCCGCCCGAGCGCUCCGAGUCGCCCAGUUCCUGCUUCUUCGACAAGCCGCAAGACCUGGGCACCUCACACCCCGAACGGGAGGCCGAGCUCAGCCACGCUGAGUCCGACCCAGAGGAAGGAGAAUUGCUGGCCGAGUCCCGCAGAUCGACGGUGGCAACCGUGACUGGUUACCAGAGCGGGGCGGGGAUGAUGGGCCCCUUCUGCAUGCCGCUGUCUCGGCUGGAGAGGGCCAACAGUUGCUCAUCCGAGGACUCGCACACAGCCAAUGCCCAUGCCCUCAAGACCUUCUCCUUCAGCGAGAAGAUGGACAGGCAGAGGUACUCAAGGAACCCCUUCCAGAGAAGCAAGUCCUCAACCAAGUCAGAUGGUAAGACAGAUAGUCUCACCAUGAAGAAGAUGACUAAGAGCUCGGCCUUCCGCAGUUUUGACAGCAGACAGAAUUUUACAUAAAGAGUCUCUUACUAUGACUCCUGGAACAGGACCACACAGUUAUUGCCAAUAAUUAUGAAGUCAGUUGUUCCAUGUCAACCACUUUAGUCAACCUAAACCCAUUUUAAUCCACCUAGAUCUUCCGAGGGUUUACAAAGAUCAUUUAUUUCACUUCCUAAAUUCUCAGCGUAUUAUGUACUUACUAUAUUGCCUGGUGCCAAUGGGCCAUCACCAAACCAAAAAAAGAUGACUAGGAGCUGAAAAUUACAGUAGUGGUGUUCAGUGUAAACUCUUCCAUGGGGACUGUCAAUGUGGAUCAAACCAAUAAUUUCCGAAAACACACAUCCCACGAUAAUUUUGCAUUAAACGAGAGAGCUGUUUGUCUUUAUUUAACGUAAGAUUCUCAUAUCUGGACCCAACUUCUUUGUUCCUAUUCUAAGCUUAUACUAAACUUUGUCUGGGGAGAAAAAGGUUGAUCGUAAAUUUGUUAGAUUACACAUCUGUCGUAAUCUUAGUAUUCCGUACCUGUCCUGUUUACUCAUUGAUACAAACCAGAAAAAGGAAAUUGCACAUGCUGUAGGCACUGCUCAUGAAUAAUCGAAAGCCUCCAGUGCCCUUUUGAGGAGUGUCAACCCGGUCCUCGGGGAUCCUCUCACGCUCCCCAUUUUUGCUCCCUUCCAGCUUCCUACCAGAAAGUCCACAGUUUUGCUCCCUACUGGGACUGUCUCUACUGUACACUGUCUGGCAUGGAGCUGGGAGGGGGGGUGAAAGGUGGACGGUCUGGGGGUCCCUGAAUACCACCUUCAGAAGCACUGCUCUAGAGAAUAAAUAAAUAUGGAAUCAAACAGACAAUUUCAUCUUGCAUUAAGAAACAACUGUUGUGUGUUGUAACCCCCCCCCCCCCCAACACACACACACACACCUACCGCCCCUCCCCCCCACAAUCUUUGUUUUUUCUCUGCUUAUAUGAAGCUGCAUGAGUGGUAAGGGGUCCCUGUCAGGCUGGUGACAGGUUGAAAUCCUCUGGUGCUGUAUAUAGUACAUAUUCAUGUAAUUCACAUUAUCUGGUUGGGAGGAGAACACAAGCUGUUCCUGUAAAAUAAUCAACAUCCAAAUGAAAAAAUAAGACUCAAAAGAAAAAAAAUCUAAAUAAGGAGAUGUCUAGAAUGUGAACUGAAACAGGGUAUUAAAGCCAAAGAUUUCUUCUUCCUGUGUGAUGCCUGAACUGGUUAAACAUCCAUCACCCCACAAAUUCAAACAUAAAGCGACAUCAAAAGAGUUGUUUGACAUCUGAGAGCUUUAUCAAGGUUUAUUUAUUUGUUUGUUUUCUAAUUUUCCUCUUAAAAUGCAGAUUAUUAAGUCUCCUGUAAUAAGGAGAUAUAUUUUAAUUAAUUUUCCUUCAGAUGCACAGUCAUUUUAUUUUGUUGAUUCACAUGUGCUGCUGUUACAGGUAGCAUUUUGCAAAGGUACACUACAGUAUAUGUGCUAUAAAAUGCGGGUUGCAUUUGUUGAAGGGAUCAUCUUCCACAGCUUAAGUGUAAAACUUACAAAGGUAUUUCUUUAUAUUAAACCAUGUUUUAAAGUGAUGUGAAGGAUAGAAGUUAAGGAAUUUGCCCCAUUGCCAUUUUUAAAUUAAAUGUUUAGGAAAAAAAAGUCUAUUUUAAGGCAGGGUAUAUUUGGUCUCUGUGAUUAUAAUUAUUGUGAUAAUGAUGAACAUGAAAAAGGGAAAGCAUUUGGUUGAAUGUCCUGUCAGAUUGUGAGGGCCAUCAACUGGGUGUGUGCUUGGUAUGUCCACUGAAACAUUUAUGUUUCAUGCAUUGCUUUGAUAUCAUAGGUUAUAAAUGUUAUAGGUGUUUAUUGCUGCAGUAAAUAUUAUUCCCCUUCUAGUUUAAAGAGAUAAGUGUAGCUUGUUCCUAGCAAAAGCAUUUAUUUUACUACACUCAUCUGGUAUAUUGAAUAUGCAUCUAUAUUAUUUGUGUGAAACAUUUGAUUAGCAAUAUUAUGCUACUGUGGCCAUUCUCAUUAAGUUGUUCAAAGGUUUUAACAAGUCAUUAAUCUGGAAAAAGAAUACAUUUGACUUUCAUUUGAAGUUCUUUGGCUCUGUGGCCAAAUUGAAAAGUAACAAUCCAGGACAGAAUUUUCUGUAGUCUUAUUGUUAUGAUCUGGAAUUAAUCUUACAUUUAUAUUUAUAUAAAAACUGAUUUGGCCACAUUCAAAUAAAUGUUUAUGCAACAGGUCAUUGAAAAUAGUAAGCAAAAAUUUCUUUUAGUUUUCAUUUGAGCAGUGGAUUCAAUCUCUUAGGGUUCCUAGCCAAUAUCUGUCUGUACAUGUCUGGCUUAGCUAGAUGUUAUUUUCUUGAUUGCAAACAUUGAUGACGAUCAGGAACUACUAAGAAAACCCCCCAAAAAAUGUUAAUGAAGUGAUUAGCCCGGAAUGACCAGAAAAUAUUCGGUAACUGUACCCUCAUGAUGCCUUUAUAUUGCAUUCAUAGAACAUUCAAUGGACAUUCAUAAUGCAUUCAUAAUGCAUUCAUAAGCAGAAUGUAAGUAUACUUUAAAAUCCUAACAUAUAUUAACAGCUGUAAUAUACAUUAAUAACGACCAAUAUAUGAUAAUAGCAAUCAUUGUAAUCGUCUAAUCGUAUAAUGUUUGUCAUUAAUAUAUAGUAAAGCUGUUAAGGUAUGUUAUGAUGUUAAGGUACUUACAUGCUGAUUAGGAAUGCAUGGUGAAGGUGCACUGAAUGUUCUACAAAUGCAUUACAAAGGCACUGUGAAGUUGCGAUGAAUGUAAUCUGUUACCAAAUAUACUGACUAUUCUAUCAUUUGUUUAGACCAACAUUGACCUGUCCAUGUUUCAACCUUAUAUCCUGAGCAAGAUUGCAAGGCUAAAAUAUACAACAUGUAAAUAAUCACAGAGGGUACACAAAAAAGAAAAUGCAUAAAAUACCACCAAUAUUUAUAGUUCAUGGACAUUUACGCUUGUUCUGGUGAGACAACUUUCUUAGAACCUACCAGCUUACAGUAUGUUAAUUUAGCUAUUGCCAACAUGGUAGGUUGCCUCGAAAAAGAAAAUUGCAAAUUAAGGAUAUAGUAACUCUAAAUAAUAGUAACAGUAAUAGUUGGCUUGCCACUUUUCAUCAUACCCUUCUUGACUUGAUCCCUGUCUAGAUUGUAAUGAAAACAGAAAUGUUUCAACAAACAAUUCACCACCCAUAACAAUUCUCACCAAGCAAUCGAAGGCACACGGACAAACACAUUACAUAUAUACUUUUUUAUGUUUAACUGUGUUAUUUCAUGUUUGAAAGUAAGCGCAUUAUUUGUCCCAAGAAGCUUACAGUGUUUUCAGAGCAAUUCAUCAGGGACACUUAGUGGUGCCGUUUGGUGUUUAGGUUAGAAUAUCAGGCUGUUAUAGAGGAUGUUGGCUAAUGAUCUUCCCAGAGUUCAUCAUUGUCUAUACUAUAUAGAUUCAUACAUUACAAUACAGCUGAUUAACCCCAAUACCAGUCGUACUUGACUUUUCUGCAAAACAUUUACACUGAAACUUUUUAACUUAUAAAAAAGAAAGUUUUGUUGCCGUUUUUACAGUUAUUAUUCUAAAGUGUUCAGUCAGAGAUAAUAAAUAAAAUGUUUCACAACCAAAUAAAAAUUUAGAAUCUGUUUAGAGGUUGGUUUUGUCAGCUUUGUGACCAAAACUCUUGUUGAAUGUUUUACUUUUAUGGAAUAACUGUAAAGAAUUAAAUGACUCCAAGUGAAAAUCCGGGUUAUGUGAUACUGCCACAGACUGUGUCAGUGUGUUGGAAUUGAUGCAGGGACAUGGAUGCUGAAAAUUAAAGGCUAAUUUACGAGAAUAACUGAUUCUGAAGUCUGCUUCACUUUGCAGUGAUGAAUGUUAUGGCAGAACUCACGGUGAUGCUUUCUUUUCUAGAGAAUUUAUUUAGUUAUUAAAUGUUUCACAUCGUUUCUUCAGCAUGACAACUGUUAAUGUGCAGUCAAUAUCAAAGCAUUCCACCUAUGCUUCUAAAUUUGUCAUCACACAAGCACUUGCUAUGCAAGUAACAUGUAGAGAUAUGUGAAAUAGAGAUUCUUGCACUUUAAAACAUAAAACGUUUUAAAAUAUGCACAUUUUAAAUUGAAUUUCAUUUAGUGAUAUUGAAAGUGUGUCCUAGCACAGUCGUUGGUGUAUGCAGGAUGUGACACUAAAGUGAAGAGGCUGGACUUCUGAACGAUCUGAGUAAUUUAUCGCAGUGGUGAAAAUGUCAGUCCAGAGUGUGAGGUUCUGGCUUCUUAGGUUUGACAAAAGCGUAAGCUUUAACUACACAAAGACCUCUUUGAAUCAUGUUUCCCAACACUAGUCGGUUCAGUAGCAAUUGAACAAGUUUAAAAUGUUCAGUGCACUGACGGACAUUUGAUAUGCUUAAUGUGCUCGUGGCUGUUCCCUCAGCCCUGUAAUUGUCCAAUUUGCUGGGAUCAUGGCAUGCAAAUGGAAGGAUACUCUUUGGGACUAACCACACUUGUCUUCACCCUGCCAGUGUAUCUGAUGUAGCACAAAUUAUAGCAUUGUUGACUGAUGUAGACAAGACCCAAGCAGCUUCUGACCUCUAGUGGCCAGUGAGGUAAAAAUUUGUUGUCGGUCCUGUUGUGAUUUAAAAUAUGCUCAGACUAAAGACAUCUAGCUGCUUUUCAAUUUGUGAUUCUGCAAUAUCUUUCAACUUUUGUAAAUAAUUGUUUAACAUUUACUUCAUCUUGUCUAAAGCUUAUCAAGCUAAAUUUAAUCAUUAAUGGAGACAUUUAUUUUGGGACAAAAAUUUAUUAACUGAAUUCUGUGCUUCAGAUUCCUUUAGUUGAAGGUUCUGCUUAUCCAAGACUUUAUUUUUUUUUCUAUAUAUUUAUACCUAAUAUAUAGAAUUUUCUUAAUUUAUACCUAAUUGUUUCAGUCAAAAGAGUUUUGUUUUAUAAAUAGCUUGUUUUAAUACCCAUUUUUCUGAAAGGGUAAAGUACAUUCAUAGCUAAAUAUUUAUAUUUUAUUCAGUAUGCUAUUUAUUCAGUUACCAGUAUUGUAGUCAUUACUUAGGAUGGAACUCUUUAUGGUGAAUAUUAGUACUGAAAGAUUUAUUCAUGUAUAAUAUAUUUUUUUGUAAAGAUGUGCAUUAUUUACUAUAUCCCCUUAUAAAUAUGUUAGCACUACUGUCAAUAUAAAUUGAGCACUCUGUACUACUUACAAUGCAUUUCUGUGGAUUGGCACCUAGUUGUCAAAUAUACAGUUCCUCUGUAUCCCACCAGCUAGGAGGGAUAUUCACUCAAAGCUUGAAUGUAUAAUCACACACACUUUUAGCGAAUCAGAGAAGGUUUUGGCCUGGACGACAGAAAGGCGCAUCACUGGCCCGAAGGAGGUCGUCAGAUUCUGCAGUUUAGCAAAUUUACAAGGAAAUCUGUAUAGGUGUAAAAAGAAUCAUUUAAAAUUGACCUUCCUACCACGCUCCCACCCACAGUGGCUAGAGAAAUAUUUUAUUUUACCGUUUGAUUUUGUCUCUAUCAUGUGCAACACCGGUGACAGACACUGUAGGGUUUCAAACUUGGAAGAAAAAAACGUCUGACUUUCAUGACCUUUUGAUUUCCGACGUGUUUAAUGUUUAUUUCAGUGGAAUCCACAUAUUAAAAUACGAAAUCACAUGCUUCUACUACACAGGAGUGUAUCCCAAUAUAGGUCUGCAUUCUCCUGCAUACUGUUCACUUGUUAAUACUAAAAACGUUGUGAAGCUUUUGCAUAAGAAUGAAAAGUCUUGUUUGACGGACUUAUUAAAAUAUAAGAAAUAUACUAGUAUCUCUGUUCAUGAAUGUGAAAAAGAACAACGUGGUCUCAAUGUGGUCACACAAAAAUUUAGGCUGGUUCUGUUAGCUCUUUGGAGUAUGUGAAAAUUGUGUAUCAGUACAAAACUGGUCCUUAGGUAUUAAAUCUGUAAAUCACCUUGACCUACAAAUUCUAUUUUACAAGCGAUAAUACUAUAUUAAUAUUACUUAAAAAAAACAUAUUCUCAUGCUUUAAGUCGAAGUGAAAGCAACUGAUAAAACCAUCCACUUACGCAAAUUAUUUGGAAGCAGAAUUUGUCCAGUUAUGUUUUCGAAAUGUUCUGUAAAUGUCUUUGUAUCUUAUGUGCAAAUUAGUUAAUGGGAAGAAUGAAAACCCCAAAACAUCAUGAAAAGUAAAGCCUAUAUUAUCAGGACACCAUCGAUCUUAUUUUCCUACGGAUUUUCUCAACUACCAUGUAGAAUUGUGUGCCAAUAAUACAAUGGGACGUACUGUACAGCUUUUAUAAAUAUUUUCCUAUACUGUAGUAUACAGUUUUGUGAAUUAUAUACCACUGUCAAGUUUUUUUUUUUAAUUAUGAUUAUUAUUGUUGUUGAGCACUUGUAUGGUAAUGAGGAGUCUAAGCACCCGUUUUUGCAAUAAUAGUGUAGUUUAACUAAAGCAACUUCCAGGUGUCCCAGUUUCUUGUGUCUAUAAAUGCAUGCAGUUCUUCCAACAGAGUUGUAAUGCAUUAUGUAUAACAUACGAUAAAAAGCGAGUGAAAUUAAGAGAGAGAUAUUUUAUUCAAAGACAAUUAUGGUGGUAUUUGUAUGCAAAUACAAAUAUGUAUUACUUAAUGUGCAGAGGCUAUUGUUUGGCAUGCAUUUUUAAAUAAGUUUUAAAAAAAAGAGCAAAUAAACAAUGCAAUUGUUUCAUCA
Messenger RNA from Brienomyrus brachyistius, 12300 nucleotides. It is a transcript of the gene trpm3, whose product is annotated as transient receptor potential cation channel, subfamily M, member 3. Gene Ontology annotation, biological process: monoatomic cation transmembrane transport; protein tetramerization. Gene Ontology annotation, cellular component: membrane. NCBI's taxonomy places the organism in Eukaryota, Metazoa, Chordata, Actinopteri, Osteoglossiformes, Mormyridae. Bases 342 to 5600 code for a protein of 1752 amino acids. The record is from RefSeq and is a predicted model, not a curated record. The transcript is spliced from 26 exons. Gene Ontology annotation, molecular function: monoatomic cation channel activity.